Messenger RNA from Symphalangus syndactylus (siamang), 5732 nucleotides. It is a transcript of the gene TSEN15, whose product is annotated as tRNA splicing endonuclease subunit 15. Gene Ontology annotation, molecular function: nucleic acid binding. Lineage: Eukaryota; Metazoa; Chordata; Mammalia; Primates; Hylobatidae. The record is from RefSeq and is a predicted model, not a curated record. Gene Ontology annotation, biological process: tRNA splicing, via endonucleolytic cleavage and ligation.
GCGAGCCUCGGGGAAGCGGAACCCACAGGCUCGCGCGCCGCUGCUUCUGGCCGGGCGCGGGUCGUGGUGCACCACGGGAGCGCUGCACCGGCCGGCAUGGAGGAGCGCGGCGAUUCCGAGCCGACCCCCGGCUGCAGCGGCCUGGAUCCGGGCGGUGUUCGCGGCUUUGGCGACAGCGGCGGAGCUCCCUCGUGGGCCCCCGAAGACGCCUGGAUGGGCACUCACCCUAAGUAUUUAGAAAUGAUGGAAUUAGAUAUAGGAGAUGCCACCCAAGUUUAUGUAGCAUUCUUGGUUUACCUGGACCUCAUGGAAAGCAAAAGCUGGCAUGAAGUAAACUGUGUAGGAUUACCAGAACUCCAGCUCAUCUGCCUUGUUGGUACUGAGAUAGAAGGGGAGGGGUUACAGACUGUGGUGCCUACUCCCAUCACUGCUUCCCUCAGCCAUAACAGAAUCAGCUUGUCAAUAUCUACAAAACAACAUGCUGGGAUUUUGAAUGGGAUUGCACUUACUAUAGAUCACAUUGAGAAGAAUUGGUAUCCAGGAACAUGGACCAUCUCUCCAUUUGUUUAGAUCUCCUAUGAUUUCUUUCAUCAGAGUUUUACAGUUUUCCUCACAUGGAUCCUAUAAGUAUUUUGUUAGAUUUAUACCUAAAUAUUUAUCUUUUAUGAUGCUAAUGUAAAUGGUUUGUUUUUAAUUUCAAAUUCCAAUUGUUUAUUGCUGAUAUAUAGGAAUACAGUGGACUUUUGUAUAUUAUCUGUGUAUACUGUAACCUUGCUAUAAUCUCUUAGUUUUUAUUCUUCCAUUUUCUCAUACCCCCAAAUUAAUUUAUCAGUAAACUCUGUCAGUUCCUUAAAAUUACAUCCAGAAUCUGUCCAUUUCUUCCACUUACACUACAACUGUUACCACUCUGGCUUAAGCUGCUAUUAUCUCACCUCCUGGACCUACUAAGUGGUCCUCCUUUGAAACACUUGAUAUAUUAAUGCUACUCAACAUAUUUCAUAUUUGGUUUUCUUUGAUUACCUACUGUCUGUUUUCUUCCACUAGAAAGUAAGUUCCCUGAAAGUGGGAACUUUGUUUUGUUUAUUGGUAUAUCCCUGGGGUCUAACCUGGUACCUGGUACAUGGUGCUAAGUAAGUAUUUGUUGAAAGACUGGGUAAGCUAUCUUAGGCUACUGUGUUCCUGCAGCGGAGACUUCCUAAUUAAUACCUUAAAGAAUGUAAGAAUGUACUGUAAGCAACCUUUUAAGAGUUUCCAAAAAAUUAGAAUGUCUGCAAAAUCUGCCAGGCACAGUGGCUCACGCCUGUAAUCCCAGCACUUCAGCGUGGCGAAAUCCUGUCUCUACUAAAACUACAAAAAAUUAGCUGGGUGUGGUGGUGUGUGCCUGUAGUCCCAGCUACUUGGGAGGCCUAGUGAGGCAAGAGAAUCACUUGAACCCAGGAGGUGGAGGUUGCAGUGAGCCAAGAUCACACCACUGCACUCCAGCCUGGGUGACAGAGCGAGACUCUCUCAAAAAAAAAAAAAAAAAAAAAAAAAAAUAUAUAUAUAUAUAUAUAUAUACACAUACACACAUAUGUAUGUAUCUGCAAAGUCCAUCCACUUGCAGGAUUUAUCACCAUUUUCCACACUUUGCAUUGUAACCUGCCAAUGUUAUGAAUAGCCUCUUUACUUUUUAGUUGAAUUUUUUUCAUUUAUAUUCUCUGUGCCCUUUCACCCCUCUUUUUCCCUAGUGCCUCGGGAAAAGGACUUAUAUUAAUUCUGGAGUAGAGGGUUACUAGAACUAGUUCUUUCUUUAGAACAUCUCUGAAGAUAUUCUUAGUUAUGAGAUUUAAUCCUCAAAUGCUACAUACUUUCUUGAAGGACCGUCCAUUAUUAUUUCCCUGUAAUUGAAAAAUAUUUCCACUUUCUGAAAGCAUAAUCCUUAUUACAAAUUCAUUUAAUGACCACUAUUUUAUUUGAGUCCUAAAGUCUCAUAACUGCAAAAUGACUUCUGUCAUUUGGCUUCUCUGCAUAUUAGGAUGUGUGUCCUCACCUCACCUCUGUUAGAAAUCUGCUGCUGGUGAAACCCCCAAUUCUGGCAGCUUCUUUUAACUGAUACAGCAUUUUUUUUUCUCUUACCCUUAAAAAAAAGCUUGCAGUUCAUUACAGAAUGACUUCCCACUGGAGUGGAUAGCUUGAUUGUUCAGUAAACCCCCUUGGAAUUUUAGCUGCCUUGAUUUUUUACUAGGAAGGGGCAUUGGCAUGGAUUUCAAGGAGGUGGUCUGUUAUCCCUGAAACUUUUCUUUGGGACUGAGCCUGUGGAUGAAUAAGGCUUCUUUGGUGCCUCUGACACCAACUUAAUUUUGCAUUAUGUUUCAGAGUUGCAUUAUGGCAUGUCAUUCCCUUAUAUCAUAAUGAGGCAAAUCAAGGAAUUAUUCCCUUUUACUAAUAAGGCUAUAGCAUAUAUUAUUUGGCCACAUUGAAGAGGAUAGGAGAUACUUUCUAUGGGUUGAAAUUAAUACUACUUUUAACCCAUGAUACAUUCUAUUUCAAUAGCAUUUGAAGUUAAAAGUAAUGUGGUCUUCAACUUCUUGUCCUCUGUGUAAAUCUCCAGAGAUUACUUAGUCUCUGUUUUAGAAUCAUUACAGAAAAAUCAAUGCUAAGAUUUAUGGAAAGCAUUUAAAUAGCUUGGACUAAAGGUAUUAGCCAAAUAGUGUUAACUGUAUUUGCUUCAGGCUUGUUUUCAAGUUAGCUAUAUGAAGCUCUGGAAUCACUUUUUUUCAGUACACAGAGCUCCUCUAUGAACAGUUAUGAGAAAUAAAAACCUGUUGUGAGCAUCAAAUUUUGUUGCUGUUAAUAAAUAGCUAUUAUUAUUGAUAUAUAUUUUUCUUUAGGUGGGAUUUUUCCCUUUAAAUAUAACUGAGUUUAAAACUUGAAACUUAGUAUUAAUACAUAGGUUAUAUUUUUCAUAGGUUGAUUUCUAUCCAAUAUGAACUAUAAAGAAUUUUAUCGUUUAUUGUUGUAGAUUUGUGUGAUGAAACAUACAAUAUUUCCAAUAUCUUCACAAUAUUUUUCCAAAGAACUGAGCUAUUAAAAUUUAUACAUGUAAGGAAACAUUCUGUCAUUUCUAAAGUAAGAUUUCAAACCAUAAGCUUGUUAGAAAUUAAGUGAGAUUAUAGUAUUCUGGUGAUACUUAAAUGUUCUUGGGAUCUUUACAAUCAUAUGUGUUUUUUUACAAACUUCAGAAUCUUUUGUUACUGUUAUUAUUAAUAGAUUGAGAAAGUAUAACCUGUUGACUAAAAGGCAAAGUAAACAUUUUUAAGAUUUAAUGCAGUAUCCUAUAAUGGAAACAAACAAGAAAGGUCUUGUUCUUGUUUGUUGAGGAAAAGAUGAUGGCUUUGCUUUAAACAUACUUGAAAAAUCGACUAGAAGAGAUCCUGAGCAAGAAACUGUGUAAGACUUCUGGAAUGUACUUUGAGUAACAGAGGCAGAUAAACUAUUUUAUUCUGUUACUACUGAGAAGAUUCACUGGUAAUUCACAAUUACCCCGCCCCCUCCAACCAAAUACCAUAAACAAGGCCUCAGAAAUGGGAACUUCCAUUUCAUUUUUGACAGUGAUUUCUCUCAACUCUGAAAACAAAACCCCUUUUACAACGCUGAGUUAGUUUUCAAAUGUUAGGGUUUCCUGCAUGGGUAUUUGGGGUAAGUAUGAAAAUGUUUUGCUGCUUACAUCAAAGAACUCUGGAAACAGAUAUAAAAUGAGAAUAGAAAAAGAGUAGUGAAUAAGAUGGAAAUUUCUAUUCUAAAUUUCAAUAUAUGGGCUAGAAUUCCCAUAUAGUUUUCCUUAGUGAACACCCUCCCGACACACACAUACAAACACACCUUCUGAUUUAAAUAACAUUUUAUCUUCAGAAAUGGAAAAUGUGUAAAAGUUGUGUUAACAGGCUUCCUUCUUGUCUGUGUCCCAUUCUCAUCACAGUCUACCAGUUAGGGAUGUUUAGAGAAAUUUAUCUUGCGGCAUUGAAGUGCUUUAUGUGCAUUAUAUAUUGGGUUUUAUGUAUAUUGCAUACUGCGAAGUAAUCAUGAUACAUGCCGACAACAAAAGAUGUAGAUAAGUUAAAAUUUUAGUUGAUCCAUUGUCUGUUUCUUCUUUUCCAUCUUUGUAGAAAAAAAUUAAUUCAAGAUGGACACCUAUAAAAAUUGAUCUUUUUCUAUUAUUAUUAAUUUAGAUAUUGGUGUGCCACUUUUGAAGAAGGAAAACACUUAGCUACACUAAAAGAUUUGCAUUGAAGAAGCAAUUGUGAUAUGCCUUUUAUCACAGUGUGAUUUCCCAUCAGUGCUGAGUAAUGAAGUUUCUGAUUAAUAUCUAUCGUUGCUUUAUCAGAAUAUCUUUCUCUAAAGUAAAUCAUUCUUAUGAAUAAGAAUCUAGCUAGUUGUAAUGCAGUUCAGCAUAGGUGGAAAUAAUUUUUUAAGGACUAAGUCAAUUUCUGGGAUUCAGACUGUUUCAGGAAAUAAACAUUUUCUGUAUUUCCACUAAUGGCACAGUGUACCUUAGUAUGUUUGGGUUAGUAUUCAGUUUUAGCAAUAAUCAUAGAGGCAGGGGUAUCUGUAAAUAUUGUAUCCCAAUUUGCAAGGUACAAAGCUGUAUAUAUACUACAUAAUAUGACCACUUGACAGUUUAUGAAGUCUUUUCAUAUAUACCAUUUAAUUGAUUCGUAUAAUAAUCUUAUGUGUAGACAUAAAGGUGUACUACUAUCUUCAUUUCAAGUAUCCUUGAAAAGACUUUCUCCAUUGAAUUGCCUUUGUAUCUUUGUCAAAAAUCAACUGACCAGGCUUAUAGCACGUUAAGAAGUAACUUAUAUGACAGUAUUAACACAAAGGAUGGAGGAAGGAAUGAAGCUGUAUUGGAGUAAACAAUGACACCAGACAGUUAUGUGAAGAAAUGAAGAGUACCAGGAAUAUUAAAUAUGUGAAUGUAAAAGACCCUAAUAUAUUUUCCUUUCUCCUCUUAACUUUAUAAAAAGAAAAUUAUUUAAACUAAUAAUUAUAACACAAUAUUACUGGGUUUAAAUAUAUAAACAUAUGACAAUAAUAGCAUAAAGGAGGAGGAAAGGAAUAAAGCUCUGUUGGAGCAGUUUCUGUAUUUUUUAGAAUCAAGUUAGUAUUAAGCUGAGAGAAAUUGUGAUAAACUAAAAUGCAAUAGUAAUCUCUAGAGUCAUCACUAAGAAACUCAAGAAACCAUAGUAAAAAAAAUACAUUAAUUAAAAUGGUGUACUAGAAAAUACCUAUUUAAUAGAAAAGAAGGUGAUAAAGGAGGGUGAGAGGAAGAAAAAAGACAUGUGAUAUAUAGAAAACAAAUAGCUAAAUGGCAGGCAUGAAUCCAACCAUACCAAUGUUAGUUUUAAAUUUGAAUAAACACUCAAAAGGGCAGAGAUUGUCAGAUUAGAUAUAAAAACAAGAUCCAACUAUAUGCUAUCUAUAAAAGGUACACUUCAGAUUCAGAGACGACAAUUUUGGGAAACUGUCUACUAUUUCUAUACCAUUCUCUUUCCUUUCCUUCUGUGAUUCCAAUUAUGUGUGUGUUAAACUUAAUUUGAUACUAUACCAGAAGCCUCUGAUGUUAUUUUUUAAAAUUAUUUUUUCCCUUUGUACUUCAGUUUGGUUUCUUGUGACCUGUUUUCAAGUUUUCUAGUGCUUUCUUCUGUCACAUCUCAUCUAAUUGAGUGACUGCAACUCCUAAGUAUAUUGUGACUUUA